This is a messenger RNA of Toxorhynchites rutilus septentrionalis, 5248 nucleotides long. Its product is annotated as putative phosphatidate phosphatase. Lineage: Eukaryota; Metazoa; Arthropoda; Insecta; Diptera; Culicidae. The record is from RefSeq and is a predicted model, not a curated record. Gene Ontology annotation, molecular function: phosphatidate phosphatase activity. Gene Ontology annotation, biological process: phospholipid dephosphorylation; signal transduction; phospholipid metabolic process. The transcript is spliced from 6 exons. Bases 3775 to 4611 code for a protein of 278 amino acids.
AAUUUUUUAAACUGAAAAAAAGCAUGAAAGAGUAAAUGGUCUAAUUUAAUCUCUGGAUAUAUCUCGAAGUAAAAUAUUAUGAACUUCAUAUAGUAUUUACUUCUAUUCUGUAUCAACGAAGAACGUAUCUAAAAUGAAAUGCGCAUAGCACAGGGUCAGUGUAUAGACACGAUUCUUUACAUCAAUAUAAAUUGGAAUAUUUUUAAAGUGUCACUAGUGUAUUACAUUCGUAUCCGUUCUAUACAAGUAUAUUUCACCCAUCUUUAUAAUUGUUUAUGUACUUACAAAUUUCGUGUGUGUAAUUCAAUUUACAAUGUCAUACUUUUAGCUUGUUUCCUCAAUCUAACUUAAUCCAUGAUUGGGAACAUACACAAUAUAUGUAUUGUUCAUAUUUGUUUCCAAUAUGGUCAUCGAAUAGCAUUGCAGUUACAUAGUCAGGUUAUGGAGUGUUAAGGAUUACAGACAAAAUACAUCGGCCAUUUUUCCGUAUUCAGCUCUUCAUUGUUUCCAUAUCCUACUCUGAAGUUUCAGAAGUCGGACCACCUUUGGUCUCGAUAACCAACUGACAAUGCAUCGACAUACUCUCCACGAGGGGGACCAACUUGUCCUAAGCCUAACGCAGCAAAAUAGUUUUGCUUGUUCGUAAAGUCGGAUUGGUCCAUCUUGUUGUCCAGAAUCGCCCAUAAAUUCGCAAUAGAAUUCAAGUCGGGGCUUUAAGGAGGCCACAUAAUUGAUUUGACCCGGACCGAUCGGAAGAAUGAUGCUGUUUUCUUCGCAGUGUGCUUCGGGUUCUUAUCUUGCUGGAGGGUGUAGUCCCAUUUUCAGCAUGAAUUCUUCCAGGUUCUCGCACAACCUCGCACAGCUCUCGAUGCAACCAUCGGCAGUCAUAAUACCGUUGACCUGGGCUAAGUUUCCCACCCCAACCCAUGAGAAGAUUUAUGUUAAGAUUUGCUUUCCACCCAUUUUCCGCAAGCUUCAAAAAACGUGUCUAAAACACGUCACUACGCACGAAAAGUUGACUGAACAGCCACAAAAAAUCCAUUAUUCGUCUGUAUCGUGCAAAAUUUUUGCAAAACCUCUCAGCAUCAAUAAAGAAUUUUGUCCGCUCGCUAGCUGGAUUGAGACUGUGAUGUUCUUCUUCUUCUUAGAUGGCACUAACGUUCCCAGUGGAACUUUUGCCUUUUUUAUUAGUAAUACUUAGUUGAGAUUUCUAUGCCGGAAAACACGCCUUAAAUGUAUUCUGAAAUGGCAAGCUCUAGAAUACGUGUGAUCACAGUGUAAGUCGGAAGAAAUUUCUUUGACGAAAAAUCUCCCGGCCAGAACGGGAAUCGAACCCGAACCCCCGGCAUGAUAAUGUGGGACUCUAACCGUUCGGCCACAAUAGGAGACUGUGAUGUGCAAUCAGUUGAAAACAUGCGGAACUUACAUUGCAAUAUUUCCUUUCUCCACAUUGCUCUUAGAAAAAAACGCUGCAUUUGAUUCGCAGUGAUAUGUAGGGGAAAAGGGGGGAAUUUGGACCACCUAAGCAAAUCGCAUAAUAUUUCCAAACCAAUACGGUCUAAAUAAAAAAUGUCACAUUGUAUACUAAGCUACACUUGUUUUCUCUCAAUCAAUAAUGUUUAAUCAUUAUAUCAAGCUUAAAACUACCAAAUAUAUAUAAAAUAAAAGAGAUGAUGUUUGGACAUUAAAAUUUGAUGCGGGGUGAUUUGGUCCAGUGUGUGAUUCAUCGAAAAAAACAUACUUAUGUUUAUGUAAAGUAUUUUGGAAUAAUGUUAAAGUCAGUAACAGUGUUUUGGGAUCGAUACCAGGUGUCUUGGCCAGAUUCCAGACCAGAAAAAUUGGAUUGAGACCAUCUCGAAUUCUGCAUGGAUUUUUUCACUGUUGUUCGAGCACUUUCAAACACUUUCGAUGCUUGGCCAAAGAAAAUCUGUUCUUAAUGGCCUGCGUGGCUCUUUCAAGCUCCUCCUUCUUACGAUGUUGUCUGCUCAUCCUCUUUUUGUAAUUCAGCGGCAUCUGGAAUCAAUUAGACCAAAGAAAAUCCUCAAAUCUGUAGGACCAAUUCACCCCACAAAAGCGUGUCCAUGUCACCCCACACAACAUGCAAAAAUUAAAAUGUAAUUAAUUUAAUUUAUUGUUAUCAAACUUACAGUUUCGCUGUAUCAAAUUGUUCCUCCUCUGUAGACGAACAGAACUUUACUGCACAAUACACGAAAAGUUUGUUUAAUCAGCGGGAAAAACCUUAAAACCACGAUCGGAAAAUUCACAUUUUUUGGCAAUCAAAGUGCUUGCUGUGUUCAUGCUACCAUUUCCUUCCACCUGUCGAAUUUGACCAAAAUUUUUUUACUUUAGUUACAUACGGUUCAUUAAUGAAAGAAGAUGAUAUUAUAAAAAAUCCUCUUUGAGCCGCACUUUUUGAGAUAAUGGGGUGGUCCAAAUCACCCCGUAUGUCCAACUCACCCCGUGUUACCCUAAAUAUGGUACCUCACAUAUGCAUAAGCUGCGCCUCAAAUGGGUAGAGCAAAUGCGUAGGAAGAUGGAAAUUUUUCCAAACCGUGUACGGUUUGAAUAUUUAAAUAUAGAAUAUCGAACAAAUAUUAGAGAGUUAUUAACGUUAAAAUUAUUUCAUUUCAUUUUUUUAUUUUGCACCAUUACUGAAAAACGUUGUCCUAUGUCAAAAAAGAAAGAUACUCCAAUGGAACAAAUCUUCCUUAAAUCCUACGUUUCGACAUCCUUAUCAGUUGAUUUGUAGCUCCCACCGUAAUGUGCAGCAGAAGCUAAAGAGUAAAACCGAGAUCAAGAUGGAAGUAUUUGAAGUGAAGAAGCACCUGACCAAAAUGAACAUCUUCAUGCGCAAGCGUCAGUCAAAACCGGACAUGCCUGAGCAGCAAGCAAUUACCCAGAAGGAGCGGCUGAAGGUACUAAUAGAAAACAUAUUUCCGACGUCUUCGUCAUAGUGAGUCACGAGACCUACUCGACGCUGGACGGAACGACUGGCAGGGGAAAGCAUACUUUACGUCCCGCACCAAGCGAUGACGUCAAGAAUAUCUUUCUCAACAAGUGCCCGACGAAGAUUCUUCUGUGGCUGACGAUCACCGGGAAGGGAAUGUUCAAGACUUUGUACUUUGCCUCAAGGUAUGCGGUGAACGUGGAGAUAUACAGUAUAAAGUAACUACCGAAAGUUGCCGCCAUCAUCAAGAAGUAUCACGCGAAGGAGAAUCAGGUCUUUGAUCUCCGCCCACGAUGCCACGAUCCCUGGUGGAAAUUGAACUAAGACCACCAACCCUUCCAACGUCCCCCAUUUGCGAUCGAUGGAGAAUUUCAGGGCGAACCUCAAACGAAAGAUCUACUUCAAUAAUUUCAUGGAACCGCACCGCACAAAUACAAGUUUUGAAGAGAGCAAUAAUGUACAAUUUCAUGCGUUUGUGGAUUCACUGCGGAUACGUAUCCUCGAUUUGAAGAUGUGGAUUUUGCACUUGCCGGCGCGAAAAACGAGUUACUCCUGUAUGGUUUAUACCGAUUCAAAGACUCGAGCUUCAAGCAGCAGUAAUCGGACCACGUUUAGUAAAUUACAUCAUAAAGCCACACAAGCUUUCGGUAGUUUCGGUAGAAUAUCUUCUGACAGGGCUCACGGUCUGUUUGUAGCAGUGUUGGUCAGUCAGGGAAAUGCUAGAGUUGAGCCAAAGGAAUGGAAUAGGGUUCCACCGAAGUAGAAUGUAGCUGAUAGCGCAACAUCGCAGAAGUUAUCGGAUUUAUCAUCUUCAAGUCGCUGGUCCCAUGGCGCUAAAUCCAGUUAUUGUAUUCAUUUCGGUAUCUGAGUUCGGAUGGUUUCCACACUUUAUUAAGCGAGGUUUCUACUGCGAUGAUCGAACAAUACAGCGUCCCUAUAAAGGAGAUACAGUCACCAUUGCCGUAAUAAUAUUGAGUGGCUUUGUUCCCCUGUUUCUGAUAUGGUUCACAGAGGCAUUAUUCUACUCUCCAACUGCGAUGGAAUGUACCAAAAUUGACAGUUCGAAUUCCCGCUGUCUUGACUCAUGGUACAACACUUGGCAUUGGUUCAAGAAGUACGGACGCGGUUUACUCAUCAAGCUUCUUUUAGUGGAUAUUAUGAAGAUAUUUUCCGGUGAACAUAGACCACAUUUUCUAGAUACUUGUAAACCCAAUGUAAUCUGUGAAGGCAGCGAAUACGUAUCAAGCUACAUUUGCACAAACACCGUGGAUAAUCAGUAUUUUAUCCGGGAUGCCAGUAAAUCAUUCCCCUCUGGGCACUCCUCACUGAGUGUCUAUCAGGCAAUUUUCGUAAUUUGGUAUCUGCAAAAACGUAUUCCUAACAUUAAGUCAACCAUGGCGCUACCUCUGGCGCAAUUUUUAUUAGCAACGUGGGCCGUAUUUUGCUCGCUAUCAAGAAUAGCGGACAAUCGGCAUCACUGGUGGGAUGUUCUUGCUGGCGCAAUAAUUGGAGUCAUAGCUGCGGGUUUAACGUGUUUUAUCAGUUGCAACAACUUCGAUCGAUUCAAACGGGAAUCGAACUAUAAGGUUCAUAACGACAACCUGAUGGGUAGCGUGGCACAUUACAAAGAGGAUAAUCUGCCUGGAAUAGUUAAUUCAAUAUAAUCAACAAACUCGUACUGUUAGAUUCUGUUUGGAAAUUGAUCAUUCCAUAAAAAAUAAUGUACAAUCAUUGAUCCUAAACGGCAUGGACUUUUAUGUUUCAUACCAAUGCGUGAACGGAUAACCAGGAAUGCUACAAUUACUUACUAUAUCGACAGAAAAGGUAGAUUGUGAUAUUAGUGUGUAAACUAAUAAUUAUUUCUAUAAGUGUCUAUAAUGGAAACAUAAUGUCACGGAAACACAGUAUUUCAUUGAGCAAACUUGAGAUGUUUAUACCGAACCCCAACUACGUAACUAUGUAACACAAAACCGUUCUUCGUUGUGCAAUUUCCGUCUCUUCAGAAGUAAAAAUGCAUGCUAGAGUGAGUAUCAAAACAGGGGAAAAUGCGCGCGACUGGAAGCGAUAGAACCGGUUGCACUUUGCUAGUCAUGUGAUGCGACGACGAAAGUAAAAAGAGCGAAAUUGUCUUAUGUAAGAAAAAGCAGUGCAGGAGCUUUAAACAAGUGGCUAGAUAGCAACUAGCAUCGGCUAAGAUGAGCCCUUAUCGGCUAUAGUUUAUGACCCUGUACAUGGUAAAAGAUUAACUUUGUACAAUAACAACAAUAUGACCGACUGAUAUGUGAAACACGUGAAUAAAGA